This is a messenger RNA of Mytilinidion resinicola, 1446 nucleotides long. RefSeq names its product NAD kinase. The record is from RefSeq and is a predicted model, not a curated record. Gene Ontology annotation, biological process: NADP+ biosynthetic process; NAD+ metabolic process. Lineage: Eukaryota; Fungi; Ascomycota; Dothideomycetes; Mytilinidiales; Mytilinidiaceae. The coding region runs from base 1 to 1446 and encodes 481 amino acids. The transcript has a single exon. Gene Ontology annotation, molecular function: NAD+ kinase activity.
AUGCGGGAACAGCAAGAGGAGGAGAGCAAGAGGAAUUCGGAGAUCAUUGCGCACACGCGUCUGACAGAAGCGCUAAGCGGCCUCCAAGUCAAUGGCGAGUGUUUGUCUGCAAAGAACAUGGCCGCUCUGGCGUCGCCAUGCUUUUUCCACAAGAAGUUCGAUCACGCCGUGAAUAUUGAUAAAGUGCUGGAUGAGAUCACCGAUGAUGAGAGCAUCUCGCACUCUCGAUUGAUGCAGACGGCGACGAGCGUGCGUGAGGUGUCGAAGCAGCUCCAGCGCCGGCCGAUCAAGAUGAAAAUCCGGAAUGUCAUGAUUGUCACGAAGGCGCGGGACAACGAGCUCGUGCAUCUUACACGCGAGCUUACGCAAUGGCUGCUUUCUACCCCUCGGCAUGGCUCAGAAGUCGGAGUCAAUGUCUACGUGGACCACAAGCUCCGCAAGUCGAAGCGAUUCGGCAUGGACUCGAUACUAUCCCAAGACGCUCGCUUCGAGAAAAUGCUCCGUUUCUGGACACCAGAGCUGUGCUGGACAUCCCCUGAGAAAUUCGACCUCGUCCUGACCCUUGGCGGUGACGGUACCGUCCUCUACACCAGCUGGCUCUUCCAGCGCAUCGUCCCCCCAAUCCUCUCCUUCUCCCUCGGCAGCCUCGGCUUCCUCACCAACUUUCAAUUCCACCAAUACCGAGACUCCCUCAACCGCAUCAUGGGCGACGCCGGCAUGCGCGUCAACCUCCGUAUGCGCUUCACCUGCACCGUCUACCGCGCCCAAUCCAACCCCCCAGACACCGGCCCUACCCACAUCGAAUCCGAGCAAUUCGAGGUCCUCAACGAGCUCGUCAUUGACCGCGGCCCAUCCCCCUACGUCUCCAACCUCGAGCUCUACGGCGACAACGCCCUGCUCACCGUCGUGCAAGCCGACGGCUGCAUCUUCUCCACCCCGACCGGCUCAACCGCCUACUCCCUCUCCGCCGGCGGCUCCCUCGUCCACCCAGACAUCCCCGCCAUCCUCCUCACCCCGAUCUGCCCGCACACCCUCAGCUUCCGCCCCAUGCUCCUCAACGACAGCAUGCUGCUCCGCGUCGCAGUGCCUCGCAAUUCCCGCGCGACGGCGUACUGCGCGUUCGACGGCAAAGGCCGCGUGGAGCUGCGCCAGGGCGACCACGUCAGCAUCGCGGCUAGCCAGUACCCCUUCCCGACCGUGCUGUCCCAGCCGACGGAGUGGUUCGAUAGCAUCUCGCGCACGCUGCGGUGGAACACGCGCGGCGCGAUGCAGAAGGCGUGGGACGAGGGGAGUGCGCCGGAGCUGGGGGCUGGGAAGGUGGGGGAGGAGGAGAAGGGGUUUGAUAUCGAUAUUGACGAUGAUGCGGAUCGUGAUUCGGGGUAUUCGGCGGAGGGGAGUAGUGCGGGGGGGAGCGCGAGUCCUGUGCGGAGAGGUGUGGUUGUGUAG